AUGUCUUCCUCUUUUGCCACAUCCACCUUCCCAGGCACGACCCAAGUAUCCCCCUUCACCACUCUCCCACCCGUGUCGCCAAGCACAUGGGCAAAGUCUGCAACAGAGGCAGAAUCGCUCCUCGCAUCGCCAACCUCUCUACCAACUACUUCCCCUUACUACUAUUCCACCGAUAGCGAUGGUCACACGACGACGUUUGCCGUGCUUCCAGGUACCGCGACAGGAAGUCCAACUGGGAGCUCAUCAAGCAAGACCACCACGAUCAUCCUUGGUGUCAUCUUGCCUGUUGUUGUAAUUGGCGGUCUGAUUGUGCUCGCUCUACUUGUUCUGCGCCGGAGGACGCGUAGACGACGUCAAGCAUGGAGGGCGCGUUAUCCCAGCCAAUGGAGCUGGGACGCGAAGUAUCACGACGCGGAGCCUGAUCCUACACCCCUGGAUGCAACCUCAUUAGGGCACGCAAGACAGGACUCGGGGUACGAAUUCGCACCCUCCCACUCCCGGUUUCCCUCCUCCGACCUACCCAAAACACCUCAGCGUCAACCCAGUGUACCACCGACUUCACACUACCGCGAUCGGUCGAUGUGAUCUCCCAUGCCUUCCUGUUAGAAUCUGGGCAAAGUCUCUCAUCAUCUUUCAAUAAGAUCUUUUACUCAACCGUUUGUCCUUGUUAAUGAUUCGAUUCGCACGCUUCAUACCACCUUUUC
Messenger RNA from Dacryopinax primogenitus, 704 nucleotides. RefSeq lists its product as uncharacterized. The coding region runs from base 1 to 585 and encodes 194 amino acids. The record is from RefSeq and is a predicted model, not a curated record. The transcript has 3 exons. Lineage: Eukaryota; Fungi; Basidiomycota; Dacrymycetes; Dacrymycetales; Dacrymycetaceae.